AUGAAUUUUGGCAAUAGAACUCCAACCAUUGUUGUCCUUAAAGAAGGUACAGAUGCAUCACAGGGAAGAGGGCAGAUCAUAUCAAAUAUCAAUGCAUGUAUAGCAAUCCAAGAAACAUUAAAGCCAACUUUAGGACCACUGGGCUCGGAUAUCUUGAUUGUAUCAUCUAAUCAAAAGACUACUAUCUCGAACGAUGGUGCUACAAUUCUGAAAUUACUGGAUGUGGUUCACCCAGCUGCAAAAACUUUAGUCGACAUUUCUAGAGCCCAAGAUGCUGAAGUUGGUGAUGGUACUACUAGUGUUACAAUUCUUGCAGGUGAAUUGAUGAAGGAAGCCAAGCCAUUUUUAGAGGAAGGUAUUUCAUCUCAUGUGAUCAUGAAGGGUUAUAGAAGAGCUGUUAAUUUAGCCGUUGAAAAAAUCAAAGAAUUAGCCACAGAUGUUUCCGUUGAGGAUAGCAACACUAGGGAGCUUUUGGAGCGUUGCGCAAAAACUGCUAUGUCAUCUAAAUUGAUUUAUAAAAAUGCUGACUUUUUCGUCAAAAUGUGUGUCGAUGCGGUAUUAUCGUUAGACAGAAAUGACCUUGACGAUAAAUUAAUCGGUAUCAAGAAGAUUCCAGGUGGUGCUAUGGAAGAAUCAAUUUUUGUUGAUGGUGUUGCAUUCAAGAAGACAUUCUCUUAUGCUGGUUUUGAACAGCAACCAAAACAAUUUACCAAUCCAAAAAUCUUAAGUUUAAAUGUUGAACUAGAACUUAAGGCUGAGAAAGAUAAUGCUGAAGUUCGUGUUGAGCACGUUGAAGAUUACCAAGCUAUUGUAGAUGCAGAAUGGCAAAUUAUUUUAGAUAAAUUGAAACAAAUUGAGGAAACUGGGGCCAACAUUGUCUUAUCUAAAUUACCAAUUGGUGAUUUAGCCACACAGUACUUCGCUGAUAGAAAUAUUUUUUGUGCUGGUAGAGUUAGCAGUGAUGAUAUGGACCGUGUUAUUAAAGCUGUUGGUGGAUCUGUUCAAUCCACUACCACUGAUAUAAAGACAGAACAUUUAGGUACGUGCGCAGAAUUUGAAGAAAUGCAAAUAGGUUCUGAACGUUAUAAUUUAUUCAAAGGUUGUCCAGAGGCCAGAACCUGUACAUUAUUAUUAAGAGGUGGUGCUGAGCAAGUUAUUGCGGAAGUCGAGAGAUCGUUACAUGAUGCUAUUAUGAUUGUUAAGAGAGCUUUACAAAAUAAACUAGUUGUUGCUGGUGGUGGGGCUAUAGAAAUGGAAAUAUCUAAAUACUUGAGAGAUUAUUCCAAGACCAUUGCUGGUAAACAACAACUAAUCAUUGGUGCAUUUGCCCGUGCAUUAGAGGUUAUUCCAAGGCAAUUAUGUGAAAAUGCGGGGUUUGACGCCAUCGAAAUUCUAAAUAAGCUAAGACUUGCGCACAGUAAAGGUGAAAAAUGGUUCGGUGUGGAUUUUGAAACUGAAAAUAUUGGCGAUACUUUCAAUAAAUUUGUCUGGGAGCCAGCUUUAAUCAAGAUAAAUGCAUUAAAUAGUGCCACUGAAGCCACAAACUUAAUAUUGUCAGUGGAUGAAACAAUUAAAAACACCGAAAGUUCGAGUUCCAAUGCAGGCAUGGCCCCGCCACCGGGUAGAGGUAGAGGUAUGCCAAUGCCAAUGCAGUAA
Messenger RNA from Kazachstania africana CBS 2517, 1656 nucleotides. It is a transcript of the gene CCT7, whose product is annotated as chaperonin-containing T-complex subunit CCT7. Lineage: Eukaryota; Fungi; Ascomycota; Saccharomycetes; Saccharomycetales; Saccharomycetaceae. The record is from RefSeq and is a predicted model, not a curated record. Gene Ontology annotation, cellular component: chaperonin-containing T-complex. Gene Ontology annotation, molecular function: ATP-dependent protein folding chaperone; ATP binding; ATP hydrolysis activity. The transcript has a single exon. The coding region runs from base 1 to 1656 and encodes 551 amino acids. Gene Ontology annotation, biological process: protein folding.